AUCUCGUUUGAGAACUCGUAAAAGUACUCUUUUCAACUUAACAUAUAAAACUAAACGAAGCUAAAAAUGCGAAGGGCUAGAGAAAGAAGGUAGCCGUAGCAGAGCAGCCAUUAUUAAGCAUCGAGCAUCGAGCAUCGAGCAUCGAGCAUCGAGCAUUGAGCCGUUGGCAUCCAUGGAUUCCCGAAUGCAACGCUACAAAUUUGCUUGGAGAAUCUUCAUGAUUGCUAACUUUGGUGUUGGAGCUUAUAUCUUUGCAAUGGCAAAAAGGAAAGGUGGAAGUUCAAAAAGCGAAAAACAUGAAAAAGCUCCACCACCUACUGAGACCAGUGUACCGACUGUGGUGUCCUUGGCGGAGCCAGAAAUUAUACCAACAACCCCCAUUGCAGAGCUUGUUAAGGUGCAUGAGCCUAUUCCUGAAGAUCAGCAACGAGACCUUUUCAAGUGGAUACUUGACGAGAAGAGAAAGCUUAAACCCAAGGACAGAAGUGAAAAGAAACAAAUCGAUGAUGAAAAGGCAAUUCUGAAGCAUUUUAUACGUGCAACAUCGAUCCCUCCUUUUUAAAUUUUCUUCCCUAUAAGAGCCAGCCGUUCUGUUUUUUCUUGAAGGCUGCUUGUCCGGAUGUUGUGACUUGAUCUCAGGCGAGAUCCAUUUUCUCGGUUGCUCCAUUCCUUGUAGUUUCGAGAUGCUGCGUGCAUUUUGCAAUUGAAUGACACAUAAGGCGCGAGAAAAGUUAUAUGGCCGAAUUGUAGUCGAGAUAAAGAUGUUGAGAACGUAGCAGAUCUCAAUCUCAAGUUUCGGCCCAUUCGGAAGCCAUAUGAUUGAUCGUAGCACGCGAAUGUGAAAAGAACAAUGUCACAGGCAGGCUUGUGAAAUGGAGCUAAAUAGAUUGGGGCUAAAAUAGGCUUAUCUUGCCUUACUGUGGCCUGUUUUUGGUUUUGUUUGUACAUUGUACCAAAUUUUUGUAUGGUGGAUUUUGCAUCUGACUUGACCAGUUGAUUUUAUCAAUAAAUAUGAAAUUUGAUUUUAAA
Messenger RNA from Amaranthus tricolor (Joseph's coat), 1029 nucleotides. RefSeq lists its product as uncharacterized. NCBI's taxonomy places the organism in Eukaryota, Viridiplantae, Streptophyta, Magnoliopsida, Caryophyllales, Amaranthaceae. The record is from RefSeq and is a predicted model, not a curated record. Bases 173 to 562 code for a protein of 129 amino acids. The transcript has 2 exons.